AAUGUUGCUUCAGCUCCUUGAUGGUCUCCCUGGAGCCUCCUGGCAGUUCACAGUCCUCCUGGCACGCCCUGCUCCCGUUCGCAACUUUGUCAAACGCCUACAAAGCUUAUCCACAACUACCUACGCUUUGCACAUUUGGGUUGAGAUAAGAAGCUGACCACCUUGGGAAAAAUACGACGUCAACAUACUACCAGUUACUUGCCUAACUUAUUUGGCUUACAGAACUGGUCUUAUUAGUUGCUUGUACAUAGGGCUCCCCCACUCACGGCGGUCCGUUGUGGGGGAGGGGCCUCUGCGCUGACGAGGAGCUCAGAGAACAGUUAAAGGGGGCUGCACGGCUGCAGCGCCUCCUAAUUUACCCUUGCGUGGGUCGUCUGCGGGCGGCUUGAUGCUGAGGUUCCUCCGAUGUGUAUGUGCGCGGGCAGCAGCAAGAAAUACCUGCCUAAGGAGGAGGUUGUAGAGGUUCCCGACUUCCGGUACGUUCCGGAGCCACAACUUAGCGAGCUUGUCGCUUAUAUGCGGCAGCGGCGGGAGCACCUGGUUUACCACAACACCACCGCCGACGUGCGCGCUGAGAUCAUCCGCAACGUAACGGAGCACACCCAACCCGUGGACCAGUACCCGAAAGGGCGACAAUUCCUGAACGACGAAGACUACAUGAGCAUUCUGCGCGACCUGCUCAAUCUCUCCAACAUCCUUGAUGACAUGGAGCAAACCGGCAUUGUGUCGUACGCCAACCGUACCCAAUACUAUGCGUUGUACAGCAAACUUUACCGGAUGCUGAUCGCCAAGGCAAAGCAGUAGCGAGGGCCGGCGGUGUUGGGUGGCCCUAUGGCUGGUCUGGGCUGAGCAAGCAGCCUCCUGGGUGCUGGUGGCAUGAGCUAGGGCGAGCCGGCUAAUGGAAGGAGAGCGCAGCAGCAGCAGGAGGUGGUGGGAAAGACGGGGGUAAGUUACGGGCGUUGUGGCGACUGCUGCUGCUAUUGUUUGAGGUGGCUGAAGGAUGGGAGGCGGCUAGAGGAGGAGGAUGCUGGAUGCGCAUGCGGAGCCGGGUGGCGGGGAGCCUGUGGGGUACCCAUGCUGGCGGGUUGUGUUGUGGGUGCACGGACAUGGGCGGUGUUAAGGUGGGCGGGAUAUAUUGUCGCAAGGUGUGAGCGCUAGCAGGAAAACGUUGGUCGUUGCCACAUAACUUUGCAAUGCGGUUAGUCAAAGGUUACCAAUUAACUUUACGUACGCUGUACUGAGUUGUUGACUAAGUGUGGUAGCGCAUGUGUUAGCGCAUGGAAAGAAGUAGAGGGGCAACGAGGUUAGGUCCACGUAACGCCACGCAAUGCAAUAGGGCAUUUGUAGUUCCCGUUUCGGGCUUUCCUCUCGUCAUGUGUUCUUGUCCUGCCUGGGCGACCGUGGCUGGUUUUGUAGGCUACAUAGGAGGAUGUGCGCAUCUGCUUCGCACACAUACAGAUGCGAGUGCACAUACAGCUGGUGUGCAGGGGGAGAGUAGAGAGGGGCAGGCGCGGCCGUCAGAGUUGGACUGGGGGCCCCACGAUAGGCGGUUGCGGCUGCGUGGUAGUGGUGGCUGCUAUGGAAGGGUCUUUUUCUGUCUACGCGAGUCUUGUGCUCUUCCUUGGACUAAUAUACUGCUACUGCUAUCGAGAGUGUGCGAGGCAUGUGUGCUUUUGCAGUUCGGUGAAUGCGACGAGAUGUGUCUUUCUUACACCUAUUGCUGCCCUGCAAAUGGUGGGUUGGUCAAUAGGAGGAGCACGCAGAUAGGGAAGCAAGCCACUUCAGCGGAAGGAGGUAUACCGUACGUACGAGGAGGGAACAGAUGAACUCGUGGAGUCUCCAGGGUGUACCUAAAAGAGUGCGUGUGCGCGUGUCGGUCAUAAAUACCGGUUGUCAUUCCAUGACCUGGAGUGACGGUACGCUUGCUUUCGCCGGCAGUCAUGUGGCACUCAAGGGGCCGGCAACACAUGUGUGCUACUCCCACUGGACAACCCUGUGUGCGUGCAUGUAGUACGGACACCUAAGCCGACGGCUUGCAGUCGUGCCCUGCCCUGGAUGCGGAAAAGUAACGGCGUGGAAUAAGUCGUCUCACUCGGCGGUUUGUGAACGUCGCGCUGCCGUUUGAUCCUGUUGGGUAUUUGCGACGUGAAGUCCACUGGUUACUGCUCGCAUCGUUGUGCUGCCCCUCCCAAACUGUCGGCAUGGAUCCUGUUUUUGAAUGCAGCCGUUGCCCUUUCUUCAGUAGCAGCAAUGCCUCGUUAACGACGGGUCGCGACUGCUAUGUCACAGAAGCGUUGGCACAGGCGACAGUCUUGCAAUAAGCGCAACCGUGCAUGAAUGCCGUGCAGACCUUGCUUCAGUGGAUUCGUUUUAUCUUGGCCACCGGUUUUGGUCGGGGGUUGAGGAAGGCAGAGGAGUGUUGGCUCCUGCGGGACACAUAAGGCCGAGACGUCUUGCUUGGGUUGUGCUUGACGGCCCGUCCGAUGUAAUGCUUAUGACAUUCCAAGUG
Messenger RNA from Astrephomene gubernaculifera, 2509 nucleotides. NCBI's taxonomy places the organism in Eukaryota, Viridiplantae, Chlorophyta, Chlorophyceae, Chlamydomonadales, Astrephomenaceae. The record is from the annotation of a GenBank genome assembly.